Molecule: messenger RNA, 498 nt
Organism: Laetiporus sulphureus 93-53
Lineage: Eukaryota; Fungi; Basidiomycota; Agaricomycetes; Polyporales; Laetiporaceae
Exons: 1
Biological process (GO): protein phosphorylation
Molecular function (GO): ATP binding; protein kinase activity
Source: RefSeq, a predicted model, not a curated record
ACAAUUACGAAAGGCCGAUUGCUCUUCACAGGUACCACCGUGGAGGAAAACAGGCCGACAGUGAUCAAGUUCAGCCACAGAUAUUCUGAGGACGUGCACAGGGUGUGUGCUAAGCACAAUUGCGUGCCAUCCAUCAUUGGGACGACACUUCUGCCAAGCAGGUGGAACAUGACUGUCAUGGAGCUCAUCGCAGACCCAUGGGUCAAUAUCGCCGACGCGUACAAUACUCUUCGUGGUCGCAAAUUUUCAAUUGUCCGUGAGCAACUGAAAGCUUUGUUAUCAAUAUUGCGAGAGGGUGGCUUCGUUCACGGCGACCUUCGAGAUACCAACAUCUUGGUGAACACGGACACAAUGAUAAUCAAGGUAGUUGAUUUCGAGUGGGCUGGCAAGGAAGGCGAAGCGCAGUACCCGGCUUUUCUCAAUGUCCGCUCCGUUCAUUGCCCCCAAGACGUCCAGAGUCGCAAAUUGAUCAAAUAUGAGCACGACGAGGAGAUGAUA